This is a messenger RNA of Darwinula stevensoni, 636 nucleotides long. The record is from the annotation of a GenBank genome assembly. Lineage: Eukaryota; Metazoa; Arthropoda; Ostracoda; Podocopida; Darwinulidae.
AUGGAACAUGGUACCAGUCUCUCUCUCUUCUAUUUCCCUGGCCAGGAAUGGGGUUUGGUGAUUAGCAACGUGGAAGAAGAGGAUGCCGGGAUCUACGGCUGUCAUAUCCCCACUUAUCCCCCAACGUCCAUCUUCAUCCAGUUGCAUGUGACACGGACGGUGGCGGAGAUAUCCGGAGGUCGUGAGAUCCACGUGAAAUCUGGCAGCUCGCUCCGACUGCAUUGCCGAUUCAUCGGCGGCCAUCCUUCAUACGUAUUCUGGUACAAAGGCUCCGACAUGAUCAAUCACGAUUCGAAGGUGAGCGUCGGCCUGGACGACGAAGGGAGCCUCAUGGUCCUCUCCAACGUGGACACCAAUGACUCGGGAAACUUCACGUGCGAACCUUCUACUGGACAGCCUGCUUCCAUCACUGUUCACGUUCUCAACGCUGGUGAGAAUCCAGCCGCGGCGAUGCGUCAAAGAGCGAGUCUGAUAUGUCGACCGAGAUCCAGCAUCUCGUUAUUGGUGUUGGCCAUUCAUUUCCUCAUUCCUCGGCUCGUUUUCCCCGUCCCAGCCAACCAUGGCUCAUCUGCCUCUUUCUCCCGUAAUCCCGGAAAAGAGAGGGAAGAUGCAGAAAAGCGCAUUCUCCUGGCUUGA